AUGUUGUUGGCAGCAUUUGUAAGCUUUCAAAGUGUUUUAGACUUUAAGAUAAAUGUUAUUGUUAUUUUUAACAUGUGGUUGUUGUUUGUACUGAAAGAAGUAACAAUAAACAGAUAUAAUGUUUGGUUAAUGUUAUUGAACGCAUGUAUUACAUUUAUUGGCUUUCCAGCGCCAGCUUUAACUGUAACCAAAUCGAUUAAAGACUUCUUUAAAAUAAAAUGCCAAAAUUACAGCGUUGUACUGCCAAACGGAGUUUGUAUGCAACAGUUGCGAAAUUACAAGACAAAUCAAUCAAUAUACCAAGGAAGAUAUUCCAAUCAAGACAUGCAAUGGUCUACCUUACUUUUGCAUUAUUUUAAAAGAAAAAAGGGCAGAGUUUACGCACACAGAAUGCUUGACUUAAUAUUUGAGCACGACAGGUACUAAUUUUGGCGCCUAAUUUUGGAAUCCUUGUAAACCUGGUUUUCGCUGAUGUAAGUAUAAUGUAAAGUGUAAUGCUUAUUUAAAGCAGCUGCAACUUCUACUGUUAUGUUUGAAAUUUUUAUACUUUCGAUCAGGCACCGGAUCAUU
Messenger RNA from Hydractinia symbiolongicarpus, 570 nucleotides. RefSeq lists its product as uncharacterized. The coding region runs from base 1 to 426 and encodes 141 amino acids. The transcript is spliced from 3 exons. The record is from RefSeq and is a predicted model, not a curated record. NCBI's taxonomy places the organism in Eukaryota, Metazoa, Cnidaria, Hydrozoa, Anthoathecata, Hydractiniidae.